AUGUCUGAACGCAAAGUCUUGAACAAGUACUUCCCCCCGGACUUUGACCCGUCCCUGAUUCCGCGGCGGCGACUACCAAAGAACUCCCAGCAGGUCGUCCGUCUCAUGGCCCCGUUCUCAAUGCGCUGCAACACUUGCGGCGAAUACAUCUACAAAGGGAAGAAGUUCAACGCCCGCAAGGAGACCGUCGACGGAGAGGACUACUACGGGAUCAAGAUCUUCCGCUUCUACAUCAAAUGCACCUUAUGUUCGGCGGAGAUCACCUUCAAGACGGAUCCCAAGAACACGGACUAUGCCGCUGAGCAUGGUGCGUCACGCAAUUUCGAGCCCUGGAGAGAAGAGAAGGCGGAAGAGGAGAACAACCCGAUGAAGGCGUUGGAGAACCGGACAGUGGACUCGAAACGAGAGAUGGACAUCCUCGACGCGCUGCAAGACAUCCGUGCCCGCAACGCCCGCAACGAGCGCGUCGGCCAGUCGGUGGAUCUCUUGGACCGAUUAGGGAUGGAGGAGAUCGAGUCGGAGGAAGAUCGGGAGAGGAAGCUGGCAGAAGAAGAGGACGAGAGGCUGGUGCGCGAGGUGUUCGCCAAGAUCCCAGCAGGCGACCAUUCUCCUGCCCAAGCCGGGCCGAGCCAUCCUGGGGGCUCGGUCGAGCCGGUCGUCACAGUCAAACGCAAAGCCGGAGCUGAGGAACCGGAGCUGCAAAGCCUCUUGCCAGAGUCAGCGCGCUCUCUGCUCUCCGCCGCCUCUGCGAUCGGGGCCCCCGCUGCUAAGCGGAAGAAGAUGCAGAGCAAGUCUUCUCUAGGCAUCAAGCUGAAAGGAAAGGUCAAAGCCGGCUGA
Molecule: messenger RNA, 837 nt
Organism: Epithele typhae
Lineage: Eukaryota; Fungi; Basidiomycota; Agaricomycetes; Polyporales; Epitheliaceae
Product: CWC16 protein
Exons: 5
Coding region: 1-837 (278 amino acids)
Biological process (GO): mRNA splicing, via spliceosome
Cellular component (GO): U2-type catalytic step 1 spliceosome
Source: RefSeq, a predicted model, not a curated record